AUGGAUUUACGCAUUGCUGUAUUAGUUUUAUGUGCACUUUUUGGGAAAGCCGUCGGUCGAUUCAGAUGCUAUGCAUGUAGUUUUUCAUCAGUGGAUUCGGAUCAAUCGUGCCUGACAAUAGGAAACAACACGAACAUCGUGGAGUGUCCAUUCACUUAUUGCACAAUUACGAGACAAGAGUUCAUAGACCCAAUAGGCGUGAUCGCAAGCUUUACACGCGGUUGCGAAAGUUUCCCGGAUUUUUUAAAUCAUGAAGUUACAGAUCCAACCUUCCGAACUUUUUAUAGAGCAUGCACAAAUGAUUUGUGCAAUAUUGGUGAUGGAAUUCAGUCUAUAGUCGGCGGUAAUUUGUCUCCGUAUCCUGCAUACACCGGCAUUAAUCUAUUAGUACCUGGGACAGGAAGCGGAGUAAAUAUCAAAAUGAAUAGAGUGUUGUUCUUUUCUGUGAUAAUGAUCCUAAUCGGGUUACAUGUUUAAAUAAAUAAUGUUCAUUUUGUUUUCUUCA
This is a messenger RNA of Bombyx mandarina (wild silkworm), 505 nucleotides long. RefSeq lists its product as uncharacterized. The record is from RefSeq and is a predicted model, not a curated record. NCBI's taxonomy places the organism in Eukaryota, Metazoa, Arthropoda, Insecta, Lepidoptera, Bombycidae.